Molecule: messenger RNA, 704 nt
Organism: Trichogramma pretiosum
Lineage: Eukaryota; Metazoa; Arthropoda; Insecta; Hymenoptera; Trichogrammatidae
Gene: Sbat
Product: N-alpha-acetyltransferase 38, NatC auxiliary subunit
Exons: 2
Coding region: 209-541 (110 amino acids)
Cellular component (GO): NatC complex
Molecular function (GO): RNA binding
Source: RefSeq, a predicted model, not a curated record
AUUCAUAUUCUGCUAUAAACGACUGCCGACAGAUUUAACGUAUUCCACGUUUUGUACCAAUAAUACAUCGCGUCUUUAUUGUCGGUUUAGGUUGCAAAAUAUAAAAUUUAAUUGAUUAUCACUGCUGAUUUUAAAAAUGAAAAUUAAAAGUUAUAGUUAUUAAAAAGCAUUUAGAAGUAUUGUAGAGAAAUUCUUGUUUUUAUUUCCAAUGGACCCAUCAGAAAAAGACCAGCACACUGAUCAUCAUAUCAUUACGAAUGAUGAGAAGAUCAAUGAAAAUGGAGAGGUCAACGAAGCCAUUAAUUUAAAAGACUCGCCAGGUAGACAAAAAUUACGAAGUUGGUUGAAUCGACGUCUAUGGAUAAAAAUGACAGAUGGACGAAUAUUAAUUGGUUCGUUUUUGUGUACUGAUAGAGAUGCAAACAUCAUUUUAGGACUUUGUGCCGAAUAUUUAUCAGAUAACUUAGACCUUGAAGCAAGAACUUUAGGAUUGGUUAUGGUACCAGGAAGGCACAUAGUAUCAAUCCACUUGGAUGUUUAAGAAUGAAAAUCUGAACUAAUUCAUAUUUUUUAUUUACUUAGCUUAUUUAUGAAUUUAGUAUACUGGAGAUGAUCAGUCUUCAUUGAAAAAUGUUCAUUCAAUUAUAAUAUGACAUAAGCCUUGUACAAAAGUUGUAAAUAAACAUUUAUUAAGUCAUAUACAA